Soboliphyme baturini is the source of this 439-nucleotide messenger RNA. The record is from the annotation of a GenBank genome assembly. NCBI's taxonomy places the organism in Eukaryota, Metazoa, Nematoda, Enoplea, Dioctophymatida, Soboliphymatidae.
AAAAUCUUUCUCCUGUCGAUUUUCAUGUAGCGCUGAGUUUUCUGCAGAGGGCCCUAAAUUUGUACCUCAGCCGACUAUUCGUGCAACGUCGCUUGUUUCGCUGUGUUUGAGUGCGUGCCUCCUGCCUCGUUUCGCUGUGUUUGAGUGCGUGCGUAUCGGCAGAGAACCAGACUUCCCCAUGUGCUCGCUCAUGCGGGUGCCAUGUGUGCUUCUCGGCGUAUUGUUGACUCUACAGCGACGACGGUCGUCAGGUUUCCCGGCGACCGUCGUCGUCAUCUUUCAGUGUUUGAGUCAUUCGGUUCGUUGCCAACCAAUCCUGUGCGGACGGGCAGGCGGGGUCGACCGUGGCCUCCACGGCUCACAUUCUUGUCUUGACCUGAAAGUUGUUUAUUCAAACGUCGUUAUUGUACUCUGCGAACGUCGGGACCGUCAGCGAUGA